AUGUUCUUCAAUACAUCCGCAGAUGCUCUCUAUAUCCCCCCUACCACAAUCGACCCUGUAGGCUACGGCAAGGUUGCUAUUGUCACAGGCUGUGGAUCAGGGAUCGGUCUCGCAUGCACACAGCUUCUCCUCGCGCAUCAGUAUCAAGUCUGCGGCCUCGAUAUACGCGAUUUCAACUACUCGCUUCUCCAAGAGUCGGACCAUGGCCGGUUCCACUUCCACCGCGCCGACCUCACGGAAUUGCGGGCGUGUGAAGAUGGUGUAUAUGCAUCAAUUGCGUCUUUUGGGAGAAGAAUCGAUCUGCUCGUUAACGUGGCGGGUGUCAUGGAUAGCUUCAGCAGCGCUGACGGCGUCACAGACGUUGAGUGGGACAGGGUUAUAGCCGUCAACCUAACCGCCCCCGUCAAAAUGAUGAGGGCCGUUCUACCUUUCAUGAAGGAAAAGUCCACCGGCGUCAUUGUCAAUGUUGCCAGCACGGCUGGGCUCUCAGGGGCUGUCGCCGGUAUUGCGUACACUUGCAGCAAACACGGACUGAUUGGCGCCACAAAGAACGUGGCCUGGCGUUUCCGCAAGGAGGGUAUCCGGUGCAAUGCCGUGCUCCCCGGUGCUAUCGAUUCGCGGAUCGGCAAGGCUAUCGCCUCGGGGCACGCUGACGAGUUUGACAUCGAAGCUUAUGCACAGGUUGAACCAGUCCAUGCUCUGCAUGCCCAAACAUCGGACUCAACCCCAAACAUCACGCCGCUUGAGGUUGCACAAGCAGUCGUAUUCUUGGCGACUGACCAGGCGAGGACCAUAAAUGGUGUGGCCCUGCCUAUUGACCAAGCUUGGGGCGUUGUGUAA
Colletotrichum truncatum is the source of this 840-nucleotide messenger RNA. The record is from RefSeq and is a predicted model, not a curated record. NCBI's taxonomy places the organism in Eukaryota, Fungi, Ascomycota, Sordariomycetes, Glomerellales, Glomerellaceae.